GUGUAUUUCUUUAGAGCUGCACUUGUGGACUCCUGGAGUGUAGGCUUUCCAGUGCAUUUGUUUAGUGCAUCAAUGGCGCUCUUCAUCUUCCUUGGGAUUUGCCUUUCUUGUUUGAUUUUUCUUUUUCUGUGGAAUCAGCACCACGUCAAAAAGAAGCUCCCACCUGGACCCACUCCUUUACCAAUUGUUGGAAAUAUUUUGCAAGUGGAUAUUAAAAAUAUCAUCAAGUCUCUGAACCUACUAGCGAAAGAGUAUGGCCCUGUGUUCACCGUGUACCUGGGCAUGAAGCCCACUGUGGUGUUGUAUGGAUACGAAGCACUGAAGGAAGCUCUGAUUGACCGUGGAGAUGAGUUUUCUGGCAAAAUGCAAUCAUCAUUACUCAGUAAAGACAGUCAAGAGUUAGGAAUCAUUUUCAGCAAUGGAGAAACAUGGAAGCAAACACGGCGUUUCUCCCUCAUGGUUUUAAGGUCUAUGGGAAUGGGAAAGAAGUCUAUUGAACAUCGAAUUCAGGAGGAAGCACUUUGUCUGGUGGAAGAAUUGAGAAAAACCAAUGGGUCUCCCUGUGACCCUAACUUUCUGUUAGCCUGUGUUCCCUGCAAUGUGAUCUCUGCUGUCAUUUUCCAGCAUCGCUUUGACUACAAUGAUGAUACAUUCCUAGGCUUCGUGAAGAAUUUUCAAAGAAUUAUUGAAAUUUUGACAUCUCCUUGGGUCCAGCUGUGCAGUGCCUACCCUGCUUUAUGCCAUCUCCCAGGAAGCCAUAAUGAAUACUUGAAGAUUCUGACUGAAAUUAAAGCAUUCAUAUUGAGGGAAAUAAAAAGGCAUCAAGAAUCUCUGAACCUCAGUAGCCCUCAGGACUUUAUUGACCAUUUCCUGAUUAAAAUGGAAAAGGAAAAACACAAUAGGAAGUUUGAAUUCACCAUGGACAACCUGAUCGUCACCGUAUCUGAUCUGUUUCAUGCGGGAACAGAGACCACAAGCUCCACAAUGAAAUAUGGCCUUUUCCUUUUACUGAAGCACCCAGAGGUCACAGCUAAAAUUCAGGAAGAAAUUGCACGUGUAAUUGGCAACCACCGGAGCCCCUGCAUGCAGGACAGGAACCAAAUGCCCUACACAGAUGCUGUGUUGCAUGAGAUCCAGAGAUACAUUGAUCUUAUUCCUAUUCCUUUGCCUCGUAAAACAACACAGGAUGUGGAGUUUAGAGGAUACCACAUUCCCAAGGACACAAGUGUAAUGAUAUGUCUGACUUCUGUUCUGAAUGAUGACAAAGAGUUUCCCAAUCCAGAGAAGUUUGACCCUGGCCACUUUCUGGAUGAGCGAGGCAAUUUCAAGAAGAGUGACUACUUUAUGGCUUUUUCAGCAGGAAGAAGAGCUUGUAUUGGAGAAGGUCUGGCCCGCAUGGAGAUGUUUUUAAUCCUGACCAACAUCUUACAGCAUUUUACUCUAAAACCUUUGGUCAAUCCAGAGGACAUUGACACCACCCCAGUUCAAACUGGUCUCUUGUCUCUGCCUCCAUCCUAUGAGCUCUGUUUCAUUCCAGUCUGAAGCUGGGUAGUCUUUCACCUGGAUGCCUGAGUCCCUGUUUCUACUUGGGAGCAAACAGGACUUUUCUGUCCUAUGCACCUGCAUCCUGCAGUCCUUCUUAAUGGCAAGCAUGCUACCUCUGAACUGUCCUAAAUUUUUCUCAGUUUCUUUAUGAAUCAGUUCCUGUUUUCACAUAUGAAAAAAAUCUCACUAUUUUAGCAUUAAAUUUUUGCUGCAGUGUGUGUCAGAUCAUUAGCUACAUUUUCAUUUGAGUUCAUUCCAAAUGGAAAGUGUGUUAUCAAUCUCAUGUUUUAUAAAAGGUAGCAAUCAUUACUUAUUAAGUGAUUUUCAAGAAAAUUAAUUAAAUAUGGAACAAACUGA
Messenger RNA from Psammomys obesus (fat sand rat), 1902 nucleotides. RefSeq names its product cytochrome P450 2C70-like. Gene Ontology annotation, biological process: xenobiotic metabolic process. The record is from RefSeq and is a predicted model, not a curated record. Gene Ontology annotation, molecular function: heme binding; oxidoreductase activity, acting on paired donors, with incorporation or reduction of molecular oxygen, reduced flavin or flavoprotein as one donor, and incorporation of one atom of oxygen; iron ion binding. Bases 73 to 1542 code for a protein of 489 amino acids. The transcript has 9 exons. NCBI's taxonomy places the organism in Eukaryota, Metazoa, Chordata, Mammalia, Rodentia, Muridae. Gene Ontology annotation, cellular component: cytoplasm; intracellular membrane-bounded organelle.